UAUGCGCGAAACGGCUUGCCAAAAGCGUCUAAAGAGUAUUUUUAUUGUUUGUUGCCUACUCGCUGCGCAAUGCCACUCUUUUAGUAUGCCAGACGCGCUCUUUGGUUUCUUCUCAAAUUUCAGUUGUAUAUGUGUGGUGUUAGCAUUGUAUUUUUAGCCCGGUUUUUUUUUGGUACAUACAUGCAUAUCUCUUCAUGUAGAUUUAUUUAUUUCAAAGCUAUUAUUGUUUUUGCUAUCGUUCACAAAAAGCUUUACCGGCUUUAUGUAUGUAUACGCUCUGACACAAUUGUUUCAUGCUCUCGCUUUACUUAAAUACUCUAUACUUGCGAGAUGUUUGCUCAUUUAUUCUUGGAUUUUCUGUUUUUUUUUCUUAAGUUCAGUGGUCACAUGUUUACCUUUUUUGUAUAUCCAACAUUACCUUUCACUACACUACCACCACCAUUAGUAGCAGUACUAGCUACUGAGUAUUUUCCACUCUUCUCUUUAGUUGCCACUUUCUUGUCUCUGCAUUGUUGUUGAUUUGUGCAGCUUUCGUGCUAAAUUACUCGUUUAUAUUUGAGAAUUCGCCUGUAAACACCUUCACGCUGCUCAGUAAUGUAACUUGACUUGUAUUUUUGUAUCUACUUUGGCGCUCUCGUUCACCUGCUGUUUAGACUUGCUUUUGAUUUUUUUUACUUUUUGGUCCCUCUCUCUCUCACUCUCUCCCUAUUAGUUAUUAAUUGUCGCAAACGUAGUAAACGUAUAGACUUCAAUUUACAAGCAUUUUUAUACAUUUUUGUUUACAAUCAAGUAACUAUAGCAACUUUUUUUCGGCUAGCGACAUUGGCAUCGGUUCGGAUGUAUGCCAUAGUGCCGCGCCAUUAAAUUCUACACCAAUUAGAGGCAACAGCACAUUUACACGAAUGAAGAAUAGAAAUUCCUUUAGUCUAUUUAGAAGCGGUUUCCAAUAAUGAUGACGAUUGUGUCGCGCGUGUAUAAAAGUUCACCAACAUUCCAACGCAUAAAAUGUCGCCGGAUAAUCCCACGCAGAUUCUAACCACACAUGAUUUGACCAGCUUACGCACCCUACAGCGUGUAAUUAACACCAGUAGUCUAAAUAAUAAUAAUAAUAACACUAACCACAACAGCAACACAGUUGUUGAGGACAGCAUCGUUUAUACCAGUCACAGCCACAAUAAUAAUAACAACAACAAUCGCAAUCAUAAUUACAACCAUAAUAGUAGCAACAUCACCAGCUCUAACGGCAUACAUAAUCAUCACAACAAUAACACCAGCAAUAGCAACAGUAACAGCAGCGCGCACGUCAGUGGCGGUAAUAUUGUCUUCUCCACCAUACCAUUUGACGGCCACACCGUCUUCAUUCAACCAUCCCACCUUUUACCCCCGAACGCUGCUGCAUCGCUUGCUACCAGCAGCGGUUUGCAACAGGUAACGCAAACGCCGCCGCGUGGCUUGGUCACAGCAGCAGCAGCUGCCGGCACAAAUGGUUUACGCACGGUCAGUAGCAUCAGCAACGGUAACUUGGUAGCGAGUAGCAUUGGCAACGUCGUUAGCAACGCAACGACAUUUCUCAAUAGUAAUACUAACAACAGCAGCAACAAUAACAACAACAGCAAUAAUAUUAAUAAUAACAAUCGAUUGAAUAAUUUUCUCGCCAAAGCGACAAUACUGAGUGCUGCGGAUCUUAGUAACGUUAGAACGAGCGGAAAACUCUUUAAUAGCGGCAGUAACAUCAACAACAGCAGUAGCAUCAUUAACAACAACACCAACAACAACAACAACGGCAGCACAACUUUCAGUGCCGGCAGCACUAACAUGCCGACCACAUCGAAAUAUGUUUUAUUGCAACCAAACGGCAACGGACAGUUUACCACCUAUGAAGGCCCCACACCAGCAGCAGCGGCCGCCGCAGCGGCAAAUGGCAAUGCUUCAGCGCCAAGCGUGGGCAAUAUUGUGCUUUUGGCCACUGAACCGUUGGACACAACUGUGGGCAGCGAUGCAACAGCUGUCGGGCGUGUAAUUGCCACAGCAACCACUGGCACGGGGGAUAAUGAUGAGGAGUUGCGACCGUUGGCGUGGCUUAAUGAUAGUAAUUUGAUAAAAGGCAUAGUGACUACAUCUGCGGCAGGUGGCGUAAAACGUGUUGGCGGCGGUGGUGGCGCUUUGGGGAAUAGCGGUAAUAUUUGUAUAGUUAGCGCGAGUAAUGCGCAUGAGCUGAUCGAAGAGCUGCCGCAUCAUGUGGGUAGUGAGGAAGUCACAACCACCUUACCUAGCGGCAGUGUGAGCACAAAUAUGAACAGUAACAACAACAAUAAGAACAGUACCAUCACAACACCUACCGAACUGAAAGCCGGCACACAAAUUACCGCACUCAGCGUUAGCGAUUUUCAGCAACUCAAGCGCUUUGGCAACAUAAUCACAGCUGGUACACCGAUAACUUUGUUACCACAGCAUGACGCAAACGCUGCGACGGUUGGCAGAAAAGAUGAAUCGCCCACAACGCAUAUUUUCGGUAAUAUUGGUGCCAUAAGCGCCACCACCACAGUACAUAUGGGACCGAGUGGCACGACAACCGUUGUCGAGUACAAAUCGAACGGUAACAUACCAACGCUGCAACCGAGGCAGCUACUCAGUGCUGCUGCAGUUGGUAAUGCCAACAGUGGCACGACUAUAACACCAGCCAAUUUGAGCAAUAGCGCCGGCAAUCACAACACUCACAACAACAACAGCAAUAUUAUGAAUUCUACCAGUAACUAUGUGCCUUCUUCACCUUCUACUUCUACUACGACCCACAGUAUCCAGUCAAGUGCAGCCAAUACACCCUCCGCCUCCGUUGUUGCUUCCAAUCACCCUGCCUCCAUAUCAGUUUCCUACUCGACAGCGCCCUCAUCGACACUGAGUGUAGCCGGUGCCAAUAAUAAUGGUAGCACCACGGUGUUGAGCUUGUCUAAGCAAUUAACAACACUGCCGGGCGGUGUUGUUACGGUUACCAAUGGCAACGGCGCAACUAACACAAUUUAUCAAGGACAACAGCAACAUAAACAGCAACAACCCAUCGUCAACAGCAACACAAAUAACAGUACCAGUAGCGCCUCCAGCACCACACAUCAUCCGCAUAAGAAAUAUUUACGCGAAAAGAUGAAUGUAUUGGAUCAUGGUGGUGGUGGUGGUGGUGGUAGUGGUGUUGGUGGUGGUGGCAACAACUCUGUCAGCUCAAAUGCAAGCGGCAAUGGUGCAGCUUCUACCAUAACCGUGGUCGCUUCUCCGGCCUCUUCCAGCAGUUCGUUUUCCUCAUCCGUCUCAAUGUCAUCCAGUUCAUCGUCCACGGCCGCUGUCAACGGUGGCAAUAGUCCAGUCUCUAAGUCAUUCUACGCUGGCGCAGCCAACAACAGUCACAGUCACAACAGCAGCAGUACUGUAAAUGGCAACAACAGCAGCAGCGGUGCCAUAAACUACUCUAGUACGGCGAAUGCGACGCCUACCGUGGUGUUGGCUAAUACCGUAGCCGGUGGCACAAGCGUCGCUGCAACAAAUGCAGCCGCUAGCUCGCCCAUAGCAACCAGCAUACAGCCCACCUACAUAAUGCAGUAUCAAAGUGUGGCCUCAUCACCAAGCAUUUCUUCGCCAGAACCCAUAAAUUCCAAAGAAUUCUAUCCACUUGUUGCACCGCAGCAACAACAACGUAACUCGAUGCGUUCACCCACCUCCUACUCCAGCUACGAUAAUGACUCAUUGAAGGAUUUUGAAAUAUCCACCAAUAGCUCGAGCGGUUUGGGUCGUCACAACACCAGCACACCACAACAUCAAACACAUCAGUCUGCGCAAGCACAACAGCAGCUGUCAACAUCAGGGUCCUCCUCCGCGUCCUCAAAGGCCAGUCAUACAGGCGGUGGUGGUGCUGGUGGUGGUGGUGGUGGUGUUUCAAGUGGUAGCGGUGCUGUUACGCCUCAAAAGCAAAAACAUCCGAACAAUGUGCCCUACGAUCCGUUCGUGCACACACACAACAAGCCGCCAUACAGUUUUAGUUCCUUAAUAUUCAUGGCCAUUGAGGGCUCGAAUGAGAAAGCAUUGCCAGUCAAGGAGAUUUAUGCUUGGAUUAUGCAACAUUUUCCAUACUUCAAGACGGCGCCUGCUGGCUGGAAAAACAGCGUGCGUCAUAAUUUAUCGCUGAACAAGAGUUUUGUAAAAGUGGAGAAAGCACCGGUAAGUUUUAAAAAUAUGGGCAAAGGCUCAUUGUGGCGCGUCGAACCGCAACAGCGACAAAAUCUCAUACAAGCGCUCAAUCGCUCACCAUUCUUCCCCAAUUCGGCCGUGGAUAAAUCUUCAUCGCUCAAGAGCCCUGGUGGCAAUGACUCACUUGUCGGCUAUGACACCGUUGAUAGUGUGGGCAGUGGCGGUGGUGGUGCGUGUAGUCCAGCGCCAAAAUCUAAUAUAAAUCCACGUAUCGAUCCACGUCUAUUCCCUAAACUUUCCAAAGUUAUUGGUGGACAGGGCUUGCUAAAUGAUGUGAUUGUGACUGGCGCUGGCGAUGGACCUGACGAUGACACUCCGUCCGAUUAUAGUACAACAAAUCAUAAUAAUAAUAAUAAUAACAAUAGCAGCAACAACAAAUACAACAAUUAUAAUAACUCAACAUUGUCACAGCAGCAGCAGCAGCAGAAUGGCAACAGUGGCGGUAGUGGUGGUGGUGCCAACGGCGCUACUUCCAUAUUAGGUCCUUUCAGCAGCUACGAAAGCAUUGAGCGUCUGGCACGUGAUUGUGGUGCUGAUAGUAUUGACGAUGUCAAUGCAGCCACUGCGAUGUUGGCGUUGAAGCAUGGACCGAAGGUGUUUGCGGAGACCUUCCAGAAUGGUGCGCCCGUUAUAACGUCGUCACCUAGUGAGGAUCACACUUAUUCGGCGGGUGGUGGUGGUAGUGGUGCCGCAACACCGCUAACUAACGGUAAUUCCGUGCCAACGGCUACAAACGGCAAUACACCAUUUGCUGGCAGCAUUGGGCAGCAACAACAAAAUGGCUGUAAUGGCGAUAAUCAAAGUAAUUACACAUCCUCGGAUGCCGCUUACGAAAGCAGCGAAGAUAACAACAAUAUCACACCCGAAGAGCUAGAGGAUCAACGUCGGCAUCGUGAAGGCGUCGACGCCUUGCUCUCACUUUCGCGUUCCUCCGUCGUUGAGUCGCCUACAAAACGACCGUCAUCGACUAGCGUCGAAGAAGAGCACAUAUCCGCCUGUCUUGAAAACAACAACAAAACUAUUAACAACAACAAUAAUAAUAAUAAUAACGGACAUUUCACCAAUGGCAAUGCUAAAAUGGCGUUGCUCACCAGUGCAGUUGCUUACAGUCAACAGCAACAACAACAACAUCAUAUAUACGAGGAUAGCAGUAGUUUUCACUCACCCAGCUAUUAUGGCACGGCGCAUAGUACACUGCAUCAUCAUCAUCUUAGCUUGGCCGGUGGCAGUGUGCAACGUAAAAUCAAGCCUUUGCGUAGUUUGCGUACGAAAAUCAAACGCAAAGCGCCAUGGAUGAGUAAGGCGCGGUGAGCGUUGGCGUAUGCUUGUAAGCGGGGAAGAGUGUGAGAGAAUGAGUAGUGCGUAGCUAAGGAAAGUGGAGUUGGGUAGAAGUUAAAAUUAAUUAUUGGAAAGUAGUGUUUUGAGUAAUUAAAAAAAUAUAGGUGUGUAUGCGUUAGAAAAUUACUGUUGAGCAUAUGUAAUAGAAUACUGCUUAAAGGGAUUGUUUUUGGCUGUAAAAUAUAUUAACAUGGGCUUUGAGUACGACGUAAAUACGUAUAAAUUGUAAAAAUUAAAGCUAAUAUGUGACAAAAAGAUAGAAAUUGAGCAAAGCGUUUUAACAAUUUUUGGUCUAUGAAAAUUUUUACGACAAAAAUACUUUUACAAAAUUUAAAGUGAAUUAAUUCUAAAUUAAUUUUCAUUUACGAGUGCCUAAAUCUUAAGAUAUGUAAAAAAUUUAUAUUUUCGACAAACUAAAUAUAUAAUUUGGAGAUUCUUUAAUUAGCUGACAUAAACUAAGUGAUCAUAUUUUACAUAUAUUAAUACUAAAAACAAUAAUUCAGCAAUUUUCUUUGCAUUUUCACAAAAACGCUGCUCAAUUUUAUAAGUUUUUAUGUAAAAAAAAAACUGACAAAUCUGAUGCAAUCUAUACGCAACCAAAAGGAAAAAAUACAAUUUUUAAGCUUAACUUAAAUGUAAAUUAAGUUUUAGAGCAAAACAGCGUUUUGAGCCGUCCGGCCAAUAUACAUAUGCGCAUACACACACACACACACAUUCACUUACACACUUAUAUUUAUACAUAAAUGUUAUUUAUCAAACGCCUACUUUACCGUUUUUCUACUACAAAUUCUUUUCUUGAACGCGGCCCAAGUAAUGGUAUAGUUAUAAAAUAAGAUAGUGAAAACCGUUGCAUACUUUUUAGCGUUUGCUUUAAAGUUGAAAUGUAAAAAAAAAAACGGGUUUUCGGUUAGCGCGAUAUUUAUAAGCGCGAAAGUGCUUACAGUUUGGGUAAAGAGUAUCCUUUUUCUUAAUAAAUUUAAUAAAUUUCCUAGCAAUAUUAUUUUCUGUUGCGCUGAAUGUAAGCAGUUAAUGCAUAAAAAUGAUAACAAUGCUAUAUAAAGCGCUGAUUUCGUUAUUCUUAAUACAAAUUUGAUAGUUUUUAAUAAACGUUUUAUAAUUUUUAAUAUAAAUUAGCGCUGAAUAACAUUUCCAUGUGUCAAUUGCAUAUAUAUAAUGUCACUUAGUGAGUUGAAUAUGCUGAAAAUGAUUCUAAUUCGCGAAAAGUGUGUUUAAAAUUUGUUAAAAAUACGCAAUGGUAGCAUCAAAGCGUGUACAAAUUUAUUUGAAUUUGAAAAUAAAGAAAAUAACAAUUUAAAAUGUUGUAAAUACGUGAAAUGCUUUUGUUAAUCGCGCUGAUUAACAUGUAUUGUCUUAUUACGCACAAAAAAAGGAAAUGAGUUAAAUUGUUGCUCACGGUAGUUUGAAUAAUUUUUUGCGCGCUGAAUUUAACUUAUAUUUCUUUGAAUAAAAAAAAUUGAGCAUAAAAAAGAAUAUAUUAAUUUAAAAAUAUUGUAAAAAAAUUUUCAAACGCGCUGAAUAACAUUUUCUUCAUUAUUCAACACCUGAAAUGUGCGUGAAUAUGUUUCUUGUAGAAAAUGGCAUAUAUUUAUGCGUGCUGAAUACGGUUACCAUACGCUGAAUACCACAUAUAUUGGGCAAAAUUAAAAAAGCGCAUAUAUUUAGUGCGCUGCAUAUGUGUAAAUAUAUUAUAAAGUGCACAUAAUACGCGCAUAUAUAUUAUAAAGUGCAUAUAAUAUGCGCUGAAUACCAUUUACCGCGCUAAAAAGUUGUAAGCACCUUUCGCUGCGAGAAGUUGUCUAUAUUUCGUGUACCCCAUAACUUUUAAAGUCUUCAAAACUCUUUGAAUUAGCUUUUAUUUACUAAAAUAAGUUUCUUUUCUUCAUUUAUUUACUCAAAUAAGCUACUUUGCUUCCAAUUUUCUUAAGUUGUUAUACUUUUUUCCUUAUAUUUCUUGAAGAAAUUGCAAUGUUUUAUGCCAAACAUUAGUUUUAUUGUAAAGUCUGUGCGAAAUAUUAUUUUGCGCAGCAAAACACACACACACACACAUACAUCUUAACACAUAAAUUAUAUUACAUAGUUAUAAAAACAAAAUACAACUCUGUUUAUGUUUGUAAUUAUACUAUUAAUAAAUGUUUUAGUUUAAAGCGUUGGAAUAAUUUUCAAUAAAUAAUUCGCCUUUUAGCAGCUUUUAAAAAACUAUACGAAAAAACUUGUUUAAGUCAUAAAUUGAAGAAUACAUUUAAUUUUAACUAAAAACUAAUUUUAAUUCAUAUAAAAACAACUACAAAGAAAAGUUAAACGUAAAUAAAAAAGUAGCGAAUCAAGUAAUUAGCAAAUCAAAAAAUAAAACAUAAAACAAAACAAAAGCAGAAAAAAUGUAUUUGUUUAAGUGACUAUUAAAGUUUAGCCCUUAAUUAAGACAAAAUGGAAAAAAUAAAAAAUAAAUAAAUAAUUUAGAAAAAUAAGUAUGUUUACUAAAAGCAAGUAAAUGCAUCUUUAAAACCCCCUCAAAAAGAAACAAGAAAAAAAUAAAAUUCACUUCAAGUACCUUUUUAGCAAAAGAAUAUAGAAAAAUAAAAAUAAUUAAAUUAUUUAAAAGGAAGGCAUAAAGAAAUAUGCAAUGCAAGUGAAAGCGUUCAGUUUGAUGCAGCUGAGACAGGAGAAGGUAAAACUAGUUAUAAAUUAAAUUAUUAAGUUUAAAUAUUAAAUUUUUUUAAUUGAAAGCUUUAUGCAGUCUUUUAAUUAACUAAAAAAAAUUGUUUACCAUUGAUUAUACUAUUAAUUGUUUAAAGCGAAAAUGAAAAUAAGCGUAUGUAUGUGAGUAAAGCGCAGCAAAUCAAAUAUAAUAAAAUAAAAUACUGAUAAAUAAAUGUUUUUAUUGCAAAGAAUACUAAAAUAAAAUUAAUAAAAUAAUGAAUAAGCUAAAAUCAAGAAACUGUUAAGUUAAUAACAAAAGCCAAUGUUAAAAGUGAAAAUUAAUUUUAUUAGCAAAUAUGAGUCAGUGUAUGCGUGAGUUUGUAAACAGCAUUGCAAUUACAACCACAAUUUACUUAAACAAAUUGAGAAACAAAAAUAAAAAAUUAAACAACAACAACAAAAUAGUGUUAAAGAUUAUCUUUAUAUAUAUGUACAUACAAAUAUAUAUGUGUAUACAUAUGUACGUGUAUAUAUAUAAUAUAUAUAUACAUUAUAUAUAUCUUAAAUAUGUUAAGUGCUCCUGAUUGAUAAAUGGCAAUAUUAAUUGUACGUUAUUAUAAAUUAAUUAGUUAAAAUAACUAUAAACAUACAAACACAUUAUACAUACAAAAAUACUAAACACACUUAUAUACAAAUCCAUACAAGUAAACAUACACACACACACGCAUACAAUCCACUUUUAGACAACUAUAUUACCAUAUAUUAGUGUAUAAAACCAUUAAAUUUAGUAAAAAAUAAAUAAACAAAAAUGUUGAUUUUUACUUUAUACAAACAAAAAACAAAAACACUUGCUAUAAUAUAUACUUACUGUACUUUGUACAUAAUGUUUUGCUAUACAUACAUAUGUAUGAAGAUACAUAUAUGUAAGACAUGAACUAAAAAAAAAAAAACAAAGCAUUAUCCACAUACAUACAUAUACAUAUGCAUAUAGACAUACAAAUAUUUAAGUACAUAUGUAUGUAUGUAAGAGAGUAAGAGUAGAAAAGCUGAA
Messenger RNA from Ceratitis capitata (Mediterranean fruit fly), 9280 nucleotides. RefSeq names its product probable serine/threonine-protein kinase DDB_G0282963 (gene CHES-1-like). Bases 1006 to 5544 code for a protein of 1512 amino acids. Gene Ontology annotation, biological process: regulation of DNA-templated transcription. The transcript has 7 exons. The record is from RefSeq and is a predicted model, not a curated record. NCBI's taxonomy places the organism in Eukaryota, Metazoa, Arthropoda, Insecta, Diptera, Tephritidae. Gene Ontology annotation, molecular function: DNA-binding transcription factor activity; cis-regulatory region sequence-specific DNA binding. Gene Ontology annotation, cellular component: nucleus.